This is a messenger RNA of Humulus lupulus (European hop), 816 nucleotides long. RefSeq lists its product as uncharacterized. The coding region runs from base 1 to 816 and encodes 271 amino acids. NCBI's taxonomy places the organism in Eukaryota, Viridiplantae, Streptophyta, Magnoliopsida, Rosales, Cannabaceae. The transcript has a single exon. The record is from RefSeq and is a predicted model, not a curated record.
AUGACAGAGACAAGGUCUUCCAUCAGAAGUUUGGAGACACAAAUAGGUCAAUUGGCUCAAAUGUUCUCUAGUAGACAACAAGGAAAUUUUCCUAGUUCCACAGAGGUAAAUCGUAAAGAACAAUGUCAAGUGGUCACUUUGAGAAGUGGGACUAAGUAUGAUGGACCUACAGUGGAAGUGAAAGGGAAGAAUACAGAGAAACAACAAGUUACUAGUCUGAUUCAAGAAGAGGUUACCGCAGACCUUCCAAAACUAGAAAAAACAAAAUAUUCUGAGCCUACACAAAAAAUUCCAUAUCCUCAACGAUUUCAAAAGUCUAAUCUUGACAAAAACAUCUCCAAAUUCCUUGAAGUAUUUAAGAAACUUCAUAUUAACUUCUCAUUUGCAAAGACUCUAGAACAAAUGCCUAGGUAUGUGAAGUUUAUGAAGGAGAUAUUGUAUAAUAAGAGAAAAUUUGAGGAUUAUGAAACCGUUGCAUUAACUAAAGAGUGUAGUGCAAUUAUUAAAAAGAAGUUUCCUCAAAAGUUAAGAGAUCUGGGCAGUUUUACUAUACCUUGCACUAUUGGAAACUUUCAUUGUGUGAGAGCUUUAUGUGAUUUAGGUGCAAGUAUAAAUUUAAUUCCACUGUCUAUAUUUAAAAGACUUGGUUUGAGGGAGGCAAGACCGACUGUUGUUAUUCUUCAAUUAGAUGAUUGUUCUUUAACUCAUCCCAGAGGUAUUAUAGAAGAUGUUCUAGUAAUGGUAUAUAAGUUCAUUUUCCCAGCAGACUUUAUUGUAUUAGACAUGGAGGAAGAUGAGGAUGUGCCUAUUAUAUAA